Hyaloperonospora brassicae is the source of this 651-nucleotide messenger RNA. Lineage: Eukaryota; Oomycota; Peronosporomycetes; Peronosporales; Peronosporaceae. The record is from the annotation of a GenBank genome assembly.
AUGACGCGCCGAAGCAGCCCGCGGAAUGCGCGCGCGCUGCUGCUGCUGCUCCUGAGCGCUGCGAGCGUAGCGCACGCGCUGUACUUUGUCGUGAAAGAGAAAGAGGUGAAUCGCUGCUUUAUCGUCGACGUGCCGGCCCAGACGCCCAUUCGAGUUGAGUACGAGUCUCCGGAUACAACGGAUGUCAUGAAAGCGAUGCUCACCAUUCACUCUGCGGGUUUCGAGGACCCUAUCUUGGAAGAGCCGACUAGUCGCAAGGGCACAAAGUCGUUCACUACUCAGCAGAACGGUCUUUCUUGGGUCUGUGUCGCUCUGGAUUCGUCCAAGUAUGAGCUGCCGGAUGAUGUUUCGAUGCGGUUCACGUUGAAGCUGGUGAUAGGCACAAGCCAGGAGGAAUAUCAGAACCUCGCCAAGAAGAACCAAAUGGAUGAUCUUCACUUGAAGAUCCUGCAGCUGCGCGACCGUGUGACUGCUAUCCAGCGGAACCAGGACUAUGCCAAGGAAAAAAGCUUGGCGAUGCAAUCCUCCAUCGAAAGCAACAAUCAGCGUUCUAUGUGGGUCUCGCUGGUGCAGAUUGCGACCUUGCUUAUCACUGGCUUUUAUCAGGCAAAGCAUCUCAAAGCAUACCUUUACAAGAAGAAGCUCGUGUAG